Messenger RNA from Nematostella vectensis (starlet sea anemone), 857 nucleotides. Its product is annotated as nuclear cap-binding protein subunit 2. Gene Ontology annotation, molecular function: RNA cap binding. NCBI's taxonomy places the organism in Eukaryota, Metazoa, Cnidaria, Anthozoa, Actiniaria, Edwardsiidae. Bases 62 to 535 code for a protein of 157 amino acids. The record is from RefSeq and is a predicted model, not a curated record. The transcript has 4 exons. Gene Ontology annotation, cellular component: nuclear cap binding complex. Gene Ontology annotation, biological process: mRNA cis splicing, via spliceosome.
CGAGCGAGCAGUCGAUUUUAUCAGCAGUUUCCUUUGUCACGCAUGCAUUUCAUUCUACAAAAUGGCUGACCUCAGUGCUUACCGCGAUCAACAUUUCAGGGGAACCAGACAGGAGCUCGAAUCACGACUUGAAACAAGCUCGACCUUGUAUGUUGGCAAUCUCUCAUUCUAUACGUCAGAGCAACAGAUAUAUGAGCUGUUUGGAAGAGCAGGAGAGCUGAAGAAAAUUAUUAUGGGCCUGGACAAAGUCAGAAAAACCCCAUGUGGCUUCUGCUUUGUAGAAUAUUAUACUCGACCUGAUGCUGAAAAUGCUAUGCGCUAUAUAAAUGGCACUCGGCUAGACCAGCGUAUCAUCCGGACUGACUAUGACGCUGGCUUUGAAGAGGGGCGACAGUACGGCAGAGGCAAAACGGGCGGGCAGGUAAGAGAUGAGUACCGUACAGACUAUGACCCUGGCAGGGGUGGCUUUAGUAAACAAGCCAUUUCACAACAAGGAGUCCAUGCUAGUCCACCAGUAGCAUACAGCAAGCGAUGACACCUCACCACAUCACUUACAUAUUGUACACUAUCUAAAGAGGAGAUAGGUGUUGGCAAGUCAGGCCCAUUAUGGAAAAAAGCUACCUGACAAGUAUGUCUUUGCAGGAAAAGAACCUUCCUUCCUCAUCCACAAUUGACAUGAGAAAAUGACAUUUUAAACAUUAGAGAACAAAUCCGCUUUUCAUUGUAAAUAGAGAAUUGCCUCCCCUGUAAACAUUUCAGAUUUUUCUAUUACACCUUCAGUCUGCAAUGAUUAUUUUUAUUAAGAUGUAUGCUUUUUAUCUGGCUAUGUAUAUCAAUAAAUUAUUGCUUACAACAUA